Molecule: messenger RNA, 9445 nt
Organism: Podarcis lilfordi (Lilford's wall lizard)
Lineage: Eukaryota; Metazoa; Chordata; Lepidosauria; Squamata; Lacertidae
Source: the annotation of a GenBank genome assembly
GUCUUGAGCCUUUCCCGAGGCCGCCGCCAUGGCGCUGAGCGGGGCCUGGUGGAGCCGGGCCGUGGCGCGGGCGAGAGGGGCCGGCGGCCUGUUGAGGGGAGAGGCCUGGCCGUGGAAAGGGAGGGCGGCGAGGCCCAGCUCUGGGCGGGGCCCGGGACCUCCCGUCGUCUCGGAGCUGGACAAGGCAGACGCUUGGCUCCUCAGGAAAGCUCACGAGACCGGUGAGGGAAGGGCGGCGGGAGGGGGAGGGGGCUGAGGCGCGCGCAGGGAGAGGGCGGGGCCUGCGGAAGGCCGGUGUGGGCGGGGCUUCUGAAGGGGCGGGGCUUAAUGUCUGUUGCAGGAAGUAGACAGAUAAGACAUUCCAGGGCGGGAACAGGGAGGCUUAAUGUGGGCCAAGGGUCACCUCUUAGGAGCUUGCUUUUAAAAAUAACUCCUUAUUUAAAAUAUUUUACAUUGCAUGUUUAACUUUAAUAUCCCCCAACAAUAUUAUAUGUAUAUAUAUGCUAUUAGGCAGUACCUUUAUCAAUGUGCAAGGUUAAGAGUUCGGCAGAGCUCUUCAUCAGGGUAGGUCAGGUAUAGGCAAACUCCGGCCCUCCAGAUGUUUGGGACUACAGUUCCCAUCAUCCCUGACUACUGGUCCUGUUAGCUAGGGAUGAUGGGAAUUGCAGUCCCAAACAUCUGGAGGGCCAGAGUUUGCCUAUGCCUGGGGUAGGUGGUGCACAAUGCAGAGUUGAAAGGGAUCAGAAACACCCGCCUCCCUGUAGAAACAAUUCUGUGCUAACAGCAGUUUCCAAACUGCUGGUUGGAAGGUAGUCUUCAAAAGGUAGCCCCACAAACAGCACAUUACAGUGGUACCUUGGGUUACAUAUGCUUCAGGUUACAGACUCCGCUAACCCAGAAAUAGUACCUCGGGUUAAGAACUUUGCUUCAGGAUGAGAACAGAAAUCGUGUGGCGGUGGUGCGGCAGCAGCAGGAGGCCCCAUUAGCUAAAGUGGUGCUUCAGGUUAAGAACAGUUUCAGGUUAAGAACGGACCUCCGGAACGAAUCAAGUACUUAACCCGAGGUACCACUGUAUACUGGACGUUGAGUCAGAAGAUGCAAGGCUGCAGGCUAGAUCAGGUAUCAACCUAUAAGCAGGAUUCUAGGAAGCAGCAGCAAUGGCUAAUCCCCACUUUUGAAAACAUUAAGCUUUGUUGUUACCUCAGUCUGUCUUGUGCCAGGUGUGGGGUACCUGUGGCCCUUCAAAUGUUGGUCCACAGCCAGCAUGGACAGUGGUCAGCGCCUGAUGGGAGUUGUAGUUGGAACAUCUGGAGGUCUGCAUUAUCUUCUUUAGUCAGACAUCAUUUGUGAAGAGAAACAUAGCUAGCUUUAUAUCAGCAGAGCUCGUGACUGAUUUUAUGUACAGUACUAGGCAAAACAGUCAAUUGAAGCGUUGCCUGUUGAUUUUAACUAAAUAUUAAAGAUCCUCUUAUGUGGAAUAUGAUUUAGAACAGGGAUGCAGAACCUGUGGUCUUUCAGAGAUUGCAGGACUGUAACUCCCACCAACCCUUACCAUUUCAGUUUAUAGGAAGUGCCUUUUCCUGGAUUAGACCAUUGGCUGUUCUAGCUAUGAAUGGUCAGUUUUCUUGAAUGGAACCUUCUCACGAAGGGAUCUCUGCACCAUCUGCUUCUUCACCCUUUUAACUGUAGGUGUCAGGACUGAACCUGGGGCCUUCCACUGGCACCUGUGGUUUGUUUCUUUGCCUGCCCCCUAGCUAAGACUUCAUUACAGUAUUGUUCAGGGUCUUUAAGUACUUUUAUCAUUAUGCUGUUUCUAGCUACUGCUUCAGAUUUUGUUGAUGCUGGGACCUGGGUGGUGCUGUGGGUUAAACCACAGAGCCUAGGACUUGCCAAUCAGAAGGUCGGCGGUUCGAAUCCCCGUGACGGGGUGAGCUCCCGUUGCUUGGUCCCUGCUCCUGCCAACCUAGCAGUUUGAAAGCACGUUGAAGUGCAAGUAGAUAAAUAGGUACUGCUCUGGCGGGAAGGUAAACGGCGUUUCCGUGUGCUGCUCUGCUUCGCCAGAAGUGGCUUAGUCAUGCUGGCCACAUGACCCGGAAGCUGUACGCCGGCUCCCUCGGCCAGUAAAGCGAGAUGAGCGCCGCAACCCCAGAGUCGGCCACGACUGGACCUAAUGGUCAGGGGUACCUUUACCUUUAAUCUUGCAUUCUUUCAUGUAUUUAAGAUGUUUAUAUGCCACUUUUCAGCCAGACCUUUCAGAGUGGUUUCAGUAGAAUUCUAACAUACCAAUAAAAAUUCUAUAAUAUAACCAAUUCACUCCAAGAGAAUAAUGUUCAAUAUGAUUCUUGAGUGGUGAUGGUUGCUGUUGUAGAGGAAACACCGAAACUGGACUACUGCUCGGUGUUUGGCAGCUCAUUGGGCUCUUCUCUCUUCCCCACUUUUCUUUUGUUGUAAACCACCCUGGCAUUGUUGGAAUCAAGGGGUGGCAUAUAUGGAAUAGGAACAAACAAAUCCUUCCUAUGAAACAUGAAUGCUUAUUAAAUCACCAUGGCUGUUUCCACUGCCUUUCAACCCACCUUGCUCCCACAGUUGCUUGCAGUUGGGCCUCCAAUUGCCCACCGAACUGCCUGCUCCUCCCUCCCUUUUCCCUCUCAGUGGGCAGAGAGGGAGGAGCCAGGCAAGCUGGGGCACAAUGGUCUCAAGUCAUCCUUACAAACAAUAUCACGAAGAAUAACAUAAAAACCAACUAAAGCGUUAACAGCUAAGAACAUUUAAAGAUAUUCAGAACUGAAACAACAGCAGCACGUUUAUAUCUGUUUUUGGAUGUUCAGAACGCUUCAUGAAUACAGUGGUACCUUGGUUCCUGAACGGCUUGGCUCCCAAAUGCCACAAACCCGGAAGUAUGUGUUCCGGUUUGCGAAACGUUUUUUGGAAGCCGAACGUCCGUUUCAGCUGUCGGCAUUGUUUCCGGGCCAAUCAGAAGCCGCACCUUGGUUUGCGAACGUUUUGGAAGUCGAAUGGACUUCCAGAACAGAUUGAGUUUGGGAACCAAGGUACCACUGUAUAUUCUUAGUUAAUCCUUGUAACAACCAGUUCUGUAAAGUAAUGUGACAGUUAUGUUUAUUAACAGUAGCACUGGACUAUCAUAUUUUACAGGCUUACCUUAGAGUAUGUCUCAGUGGGGCUUAAUUCUGAGUAGAUAUGUGUGGGGUGUACUAUUAGCAUUCUUAAUAUGUAUUGAUUUAAUCUGAUAGAAACCAUGUCUGCUUAAACACAGGAGAGACGGUUCUUAUUCCCUUCCUCCUUUCUCACCAGGGUUCCUCUCCUGGUUUCGGAAUGGCUUGCUGGCUACUGGUGUUGGAGUGAUUUCUUACGUUCAGAGUGACAUGGGGCGCGAAGCAGCUUAUGGUAGGUAACAAGCAAGUCGAUACUCAGGGUGGAGUGACAGGAUAUUGGCAGAUCUUAGUUUGCUGCCAUGGAUAAAGGAAUCAUUCCAUCAAAAUGUUGUUGGCAUCAUUCUUCUAAGAGGAUAACUAUCAUAGAAGGGGUUACCUGUGUCAACAGGCCAACACCCUUUCCUUAGGGAGAAGUGAGAAGCCACAAAGUCAGCUUACAUGGCUCUGAUUCAUUUAUCCUUUGGAUCAGAAACUUGCAUCGUGGGUUCAUACAGGCCAUACAAUUGCCUCAUCUGCAGUGUGCAGUGAUGUGGAGCAGAAAAAAUGUUGAUUCAUAGGAUGGUUAGUAACAACAAACGGAUGCCCACUGUAACCACAGUAUUAGGCAAUCUUGACGGUUUGAACGCUUUUAGCCUUGUUUACUAAAUACAGGUGAUAUAUGCUAAAUUACAUCACUCUCCAGUCAAGGGUAUCGGAAAAUUUCCCCAAUUUGCACAGGACACUUUUCCAAUUCAAUUCAAUUUUUAAACAUCAUUAGCAGUGUUCGAAAUUAGCCAGGCACAUUUUAUGACUAGCGUGGGCCCAUUUGGGACCACGUGGCGAUUUGUGGGUGCCAAGUUGGCCACUGAGGAAAGCAAAAUGUCACCGAGAGAAGGAUCUGAAAUAUUUCCCUUGUAGCUUGAAUUCAUUUUAUUCUGCAUUGUUUUAUUUGAUGUUUUAAUGUGUUGUAAACUGCUUGGAGAUUUGUUCUUUAAAAUAUAAAGCAGUAUAAGAAUAAUAUCAUUAUACCAUGGAGGGGGGGGGAGAGACAUAACCUCGAUAUUCCAUUAUGGUGACCGCAGCCCAGGUUUAAAGUGCCAUUUGGCUAUUAGAUUAUAUAUCUGAGUUUCUAACACUGAUCACUGGUAAUAUGAGAAUAAAUUACAGGCCUGCCUUUCAGGGCCGUGGUAAGGAUAAUUAACACUAAGGGUGGAUCCCCAUGGGUCAUUUUCUGAGACUUGGUCAAGGUCUUCCAAUAUAGCUGAUGAAAUAGAAGGUACCUAGCCUCUGGUCUUCUGCCCCUCUGCUCUUCAGAGAAAGGAUGCAACCACAAGCGGUAUAGUUUGCACACGUAGCAGGAGAGUAGGCCUGGGUGAUAUAUUGAUAUACAGAGGUACCUCGGGUUAAGAACUUAAUUCGUUUUGGAGGUCUGUUCUUAACCUGAUACUGUUCUUAACCUGAAGCACCACUUUAGCUAAUGGGGCCUCCUGCUGCUGCUGCCUCGCUGCCGGAGCACGAUUUCUGUUUUCAUCCUGAAGCAAGGUUCUUAACCCGAGGUACUAUUUCUGGGUUAGCGGAGUCUGUAACCUGAAGCGUAUGUAACCCGAGGUACCACUGUAUUGCCCAGGACCAGUAUAUGGGGGCAGGCCGCAAUGAUAGCUUCACUCAGCGGUAUAUUCCUGGUGAAACUAUCACUGCUCUCGAGUCCCUUUGCCCCCAGCGUGCUGAGGGAGAAACAAAGUAGCUGGGAGCUAGAGGCAGAAGCUGUGGCAGUUUCACCAGCAAUAUACCGCUGGUGAAACCACCAUCGCACUCUGCCCCGACAUAGGGAGAAUCAAGCUGAAUCAGUGGGGUGCCGUUUCAGCUUGUUCCUUCCUCCGCUUCUUUAAACUGCAUGGCUGAGGAGCGUGCUGCUGUCAAGCAAUUUUACAGAGCCCCCCCACCCGCCGCAGUCCCCGAGGCACUGGGUGAAAGCACCUCAGCUCCCACGACGAGAGCUGCAGCAGUUUCACCUGGCAUCUCGCUGGCUGGGGCCAACACAGCUUUUUUCAACAUCGCGGUAUAUCGCCAAUGUCGACACACCGCAGCUGUAACUCUGGAGCUCAGGAAGUGGACACUAGCAUCACAGCCUGUUUUGCCCGUUUGCAAAACAGACCUGUUUAUUUGCCCUGCUGCAGGUGGGGAGUCAAAAUGGCUUUAAAAGUGACUGGAUUGAGAAGACUUUGCAAACCGGAAAAGAGCAGGCUGUUCUUCUAGGGCUGUUGCCGUGUAGCAAACGACUACUUGAGAUGCACCUUGUGCAACAUUUGUCUGUAGACACUGUACUGUCUACGACUGGGGCAGUCAUUCUUUCAACAUUUGGAAGAACUAAUUGAUGGUUAGAGCCAGAGAAAGAGCUUCUCUGAAUAAGUGAGUCAAAAGACAAGAGGAACCUUAAUAAGUUUCAAUUGACAUUUCAGACACUAAUAGCUCUUGUGAUGUCAUCUUCUGUAAACGGCACUCAGAAGAGCAAACGAUUCUACAGCCUUGAAAGUCAGACAGGGACUGUUUCAGCGACCUUGGACAGUUUGCUUCUCCCUAGGAAAAAGAUGGGUGGGGAGAAGUAGCCGACUUUAAAAGCUCAAGGCCAGCAGCGGCAGUUAGAGGCUGAGGAUCCACUGAGUUGCAGGUGUAUUCCCUUUGCCCACAUGGAAUGCCCAGGAAGGGGUAGCAGGUGUGCAGAGAGGAAGGUAGCAGAAGCAGAGGGUUUGUUCUUUGAAAUGGGCGGCUUGAACUCUUUAAGCCUGAAUAAAACGGAAAGUCGAAAUUGAUGUGCCCUGAAGUCUGUGAAAAAAAGCAGGGAAGGAGACAAGAGGAGGCAGGGUUUGACUGCAUCAGGACUGGGGAACCUGUCGCCCUUCCAACGUUGCUUCCUGGACUACGACUAUAACAGUUGACCAUUGAUGAUGAUGAUGAUGAUGAUGAUAAUUUAUUAUUUAUACCCCGCCCAUCUGGCUGAGUUUCCCCAGCCACUCUGGGCGGCUCCCAAUUGAGUGUUAAAUAUUAAAAACUUCCCUAAACAGAGCUGCCUCCAGAUGUCUUUUAAAGAUAAGAUAGCUGCUUAUUUCCUUGACAUCUGAUGGGAGGGCGUUCCACAGGGCAGGCGCCACUACCAAGAAGGCCCUCUGUCUGGUUCCCUGUAACCUCACUUCUCGUAAUCUGAGAAAUGCCAGAAGGCCCUCUGCGCUGGAUCUCAGUGUCCAGGGCUGAACGAUGGGGGUUGAGAUGCUCCUUCAGGUAUACUGGGCCGAGGCCGUUUAGGGCUUUAAAGGUCAGCACCAACACUUUGAAUUGUGCUCGGAAAUGUACUGGGAGCCAAUGCAGAUCUCUCAGGACCGGUGUUAUGUGGUCCCAGUGGCCACUCCCAGUCACCACACUAGCUGAUGAGGGCUGGAGCCCAACAACAUCUGGAGGUCACAAGUUUCCCUACUCUGAAUGGCAUUCUUGCUUGCUUAUAAGAAAUCUACAUUACAGGGGCCCAGCAGAAGUCCUUUGUGAGAUGCUGGCCCCCUGGCCUUCUGCUCCCUAAGCACCAGGCUGUGCCAGGUGCUUCUCUGUCCUCUUUGCUCCAUUUUUGUAUGUCCACCUACCCAACAGGGUAACAAUAUCUCAAUUCUUUCUCCAUUUACUUGCCCCCCCCCCCAGCACACCAGCACUUGCAGUCAGGCCAGCACUUAAGGCUGAUGCUGCAAAGAGUAGCACUUGUUCCUUUCCCCAGAGGCUAGGGCACCAGAACAUACACUUGGCCCCUUAAAGUGGUUCUCCCUCUCUCGCCCCUCCUUCCCCCUUUUAAAGGAAAUUCAGCACGCUGAUAAUUAUGCAGAUUGCAGUGACCUAUGAGCUUGCAUAAUUCAGCCAUCUUCCAAAUGCAAAUAGCUUUUCCUAAAAACAAGCCAUAGUUCUGCGGAUAAGCUGCAUUUUGUUAAUUUCUCCAGAUACUGGGUUUCUUUACAGUAUCCUCACCUCUUUCACCUCCGUGCAGUCAGGAGAGGGAGGUUGCUGGAUGGACUCUGUGAGAAGGCAAGAAGAGUAGUCUCAGACUGUCAUGUGUCCAGCACAGUGAAGGGGGCAAUCUGAAACUAUGGACAAGUUUGUUUUAAUGUACCCUCCUCCAUAUGCAAUGCAGAAGCUAGGCGCGCAAGUAGAAAACCAGUUUUAGGUCUAGCAUCCUCUUGAAUUGCACCAGCUUUGGUAAAGAUCCCACUCUUUCACAGACACUAUAUAUAUGUGUAGUGGGGUGGGAGAGAGAGUAGCAGUUACACAGCAAAGUCAAUAUUGUUGGGAUAUUGAGGGCUGCCUGAAAAAGAUUUAGUCACUGCUGACUCUUAAAUCUGUCAACUGGUUCCAAAACAGUGUUUCUCAUUUAUACCACAGUAGGGCAGUGGAUCCUCAUACUUGAAACUGAGCUACAAUUAGUUGCGUUGGUGUUCCCAGUUUAUAAACGGCAUUUAUGGUUUUGAGAAAUGACAAUAGGUAUGAAGGGGUGGUGGCGCGGACUAAUUCUGGGCAAGCUUUUAUCUUUGAGGAACCAGUGGAGUAGGCAUGUUUUGUUUUUUGGGUUCAUCAUGCUGGAAAUAGGAUAUUACCUCUGCAAGACAGUGUGCAUGUCAAACAUUCCAACUGAAUCCCUCUCACCUCCCCAGGCUUUUCACACCAUGUUCCGUGUCCCAGUGGGAUCUUGCCCUCCACCACUACAGCAGGAGACUUGGAGUGGGUCUCUUUGUGUAUCAAAUAACCUCCAGGUUUGGAGGAACAGAUUAAAUACUUAAUUUUCUGAGCCUAUGCCACUUCAGGUGAAUACGGAAACUCAGUAGAGAUCGGUAACCAUAUUAAUUUAGAGACAGGAGGUAGGCAAGAUUAACAGGGACCUAUGCAGGCUUUAGAGCCAUGUCGAACUUUUCAUCAGUGGUUUGUUUUUUCAGCCCAUGAAGAGCUUGUCUUGUCUUGAAGGCAUGUGUGCUCCUAGCUCAAACUUAGUUGGUCUAAUAAAAUUUCAUGUUACUUUUUAAUGUCAGCUUGAAGGUCUGAAUGUAUAAAGAAUACAGUGGUAACCUCAGGUUACAGACGCUUCAGGUUACAGACUCCGCUAACAGUACCUCGGGUUAAGACCUUUACCUCAGGAUGAGAACAGAAAUGGCGCGGCGGCAGCAGGAGGCCCCAUUAGCUAAAGUGGUACCUCAGGUUAAGAAGAGUUUCAGGUUAAGAAUGGACCUCCUGAACGAACUAAGUUCUUAACCCGAGGUACCACUGUACAUAAGAAUUAAUAAGGGAUUUCUCCCCUCCAGUAUAAGCCCAUCCAGACACGCAUAGGGGUUUUUUUUCGUUUUAGUAGAAGGCUGUUGAGUUGUAUAGACAGGCAUAUUCACUGCUUAGUACUGCCCAAUGCUGACUUUUGUAUCUCCUUGCAGGUUUCUUCAUCCUGGGUGGAAUCUGCGUCUCGUACGGCAGCGCCUCCUACCUCGUCAGCCUCUUCCUCCUCCGUCGCACCAUGAUGCUGUCCUUUUCCACGGCUCUCCUGAACUGUGCUGCAGUCACCACUGUGGCACUGUUCUGGCUGUGCGCCAUCUCCCUCUACAUUGGGCGCUUGGAGGUGGAGAUCAUCCAGGACGACCCCAACGACAAGUGUCAGGACAAGAAAAAGGAGGACGGGAAGUCGGAUAAGUGACGGCCCAGUUGGCUUGUGCAGACACGCAAUUGUAUUCUGUGGACUGCAGCUUUUAAGGCCACCCCACCCGGCAUGUUUGAAUCCUUCUGCCUUUUGGGCUGAAGGGCAAGGAGAGGCGGCUUCCUUGCAAACAAGAGACAAGCGGAUGUGUUGGCUGCUUUGUAUUUAUUUCAGGUUUUCCAGAUGGGCUCUGGGAAAGUGACAGUAGCAAAAAUCAGGUCACCGGCAACGACAAAGAAGGGAAUUGUUCAGAGGACACUCUGCUGAGCCAGCAGCACGCACUCUUGCUGAACUGGGAUCUCUGGCACGUAAGCAUUCUGUUGAAGUUGGUCUUGCUCUGCUCUGCCCCCCGCUUCAACCAGUUAAUUGAUAUACUAGCUGAUAUUUAUCGGCUAAAGAUAUUGUAAGAAAUGCCCUGCUCUCUUGGCAUCUUCUGUAAAGCCUGGCCCUGCUUUCCCAGUGUUGCUUAUGCUCCCCAAUCCUCCUCCUCCUCACAUAUCAGGUGUAUCUUUUCUGCCACUGGCCCAUGCCUUCUUUGCUCCACCUGUCCAAAUCAGUUGACAUUUGUAUUAAAGACACCAAAACCAAA